Heteronotia binoei (common prickly gecko) is the source of this 2890-nucleotide messenger RNA. RefSeq names its product leucine-rich repeat and fibronectin type III domain-containing protein 1-like protein. Gene Ontology annotation, molecular function: protein binding. The coding region runs from base 825 to 2708 and encodes 627 amino acids. NCBI's taxonomy places the organism in Eukaryota, Metazoa, Chordata, Lepidosauria, Squamata, Gekkonidae. The transcript is spliced from 4 exons. The record is from RefSeq and is a predicted model, not a curated record.
GGGAAGGGAAGGGAAGGGAGGCGCCGCCGCCGCCGCCGCCGCGCACCGGCAGCCGGAAAGGGAGGGAGGGAGCCGCCGCCGCCGCCCGUGGCCGCAUGGAGAGAAGCCGCCUGCCUCCCGCUUGGACCGCCCGGCAAGAGGAGGAGGAGGAGAGCCGCCGCCGCCCAGGCGGGAUGGCUGUCUCUGAACACUGGCAGGACUGCUGUGUUGAAUGGCAAAUGAUGGCUCUGCAUGGCAAGUCCCUGGUUCCGAGGGCUCUGGGAGCAAGAAAUGUGUGUCUGAGGCGCAGGGCAGCUGGACUGUCUGCUUGAAGGCCCUUGGAAGUAAGAGCCAACUCUCUCACCUGUGCCCAGUUGCUGACCCCUGUGCGUCUGGCUCAAAGUCCCUGAGCUCCUCCAGCCACUGGACAUCAGCGUGGUAGGCAGAAAGACACAGAAAUGUCAUGAAAGGUCUCUUUUGCCCAGCAACUGCUCAGCUGCAGCACAGGACCCCACACAGUCUUUCUUUCUUGAACAAAGUCCGGGGGAGAAGCCGCUGGGGAGCAUCAGCAAGGCCAGAAGGGACCCUGCACACUCCACCCCGAUGAACUCUCCCCUGCCCCCGUGCUGCAUUUUGUCUGCAGUUUGCACUUUGAGCUGAAGAACCUCACCAAAGCACCCCUGCCUCCUUGGGCUGGAAGGAAUCGGAGGGGAGAGCUGAAGCCGUGCAAUUCCCCCUGUUCUUAGGUCCAGUCAGUUUUACAUGGUGGGUUCCAGCUAAGCUGUCAGCACACUUUACAAUUCAGCAAACUGCAGCAGAGAAGAAGGGGUUUUCCCUUCCUUACCAUGGAAAGAGUGGUCUUUUACCUACUGUUGAUAUGCACUGCUGUGAAGGCCAUGAUGUGUCCCACGAGGUGCAUGUGCCAGAGUCUGUCUCCAUCCUUCACCAUCCUCUGCGCAAAGACAGGACUUCUCUUUGUUCCUCCCACCAUUGACCGGCGAACAGCAGAGCUCCGAUUGAUGGAUAACUUCAUCACGACACUCCGGCGGAAGGAUUUUGCUAACAUGACCAACCUGAUUCACUUGACGCUGUCCCGAAAUACCAUUAGUCAGGUUAUGCCAUAUGCAUUUUUUGAUCUUAAAGGCCUUCACGCUUUGCACCUGGAUAGUAACAGACUCACCUCUAUUCAUGAGGAUCACUUCAAAGGGUUAGUCAACCUGCGACACUUGAUUCUCAGUAACAAUCAGCUGAGCUCUGUUUCUCCUGGCUCUUUGGACGAUUUCAUCGAUGUGCUUGAGGAUCUGGAUCUAUCUUAUAACAAUCUUGUCCACAUUCCUUGGGAAACUGUUGGGAGGCUUUCUAAUGUCAACACCAUCAGCUUGGAUCAUAACCUCAUAGAUUUUGUUCCUGAAGGGAUUUUCUCAAAUCUUCAUAAAUUGGCUCGGUUGGACAUGACAUCCAACAAGUUGAAAAAGAUCCCCCCAGACCCCCUCUUUUCUCGAAUCCCUGUCUAUGCCAAGCCAAAGGGGUCCCCUUUGUCCUCUCUGGUGCUGAGUUUUGGGGGGAACCCCUUGCACUGCAACUGUGAGCUCGUGUGGCUGAGGCGCCUGACCAGGGAGGAUGACCUGGAGACGUGUGCCUCCCCUGCAGAGCUGAUGGGUAGGUACUUCUGGUCCAUUAAAGAGGAGGAGUUUGUCUGUGAGCCUCCCAUGAUCACACACAGAACCCCAAAGCAGGUGGUCAGGGAGGGCCAGAGUGUCUCUUUGAAGUGCAAAGCGGUUGGUGACCCAGAGCCAUACGUUCGCUGGAUUUCACCUGGGGGGAAGCUGGUCUCCAACACUUCCCGGACAAUAUCCUAUGACAAUGGGACCCUGGAUAUCUUGGAGGCAUCGGGGGAGGAAAAGGGGAUAUUUACUUGUAUAGCCUCUAAUGCUGCUGGAGAGUCGACUGCACCAGUUGAACUUCUGGUUAAUUCAUUCCCUGACCUUGCGAACAGCACAAACUGUGAUAAAGAAGCAGAGCCUGGCCCCUCCGACAUCUUGACCUCGGCCAAGUCCAGCUUUCCCAAUGAAACCAAAUCUUUCCCAGAGAGGAAGGUGGUCAUCGCUGAGCUGACCUCCUCCUCUGCUCUCAUCCGGUGGCCUUCCCAGCACCACAUCCCAGGAAUACGGAUGUUCCAGGUCCAGUAUAAUACCUCGGCUGAUGAAAUCCUGGUAUACAGGAUGAUCCCAGCUGCCAGCAAGUCCUUCUUCCUGACUGACCUGAUUGCUGGGCGUGACUACGACCUUUGCGUUCUCGCCGUUUACGAGGAUGGUGUGACGUCUCUGACAGCAACCACCGUGAUUGGAUGCGUGCAGUUCACCACGGAGGAGGAAUACAGGCAGUGCCGAUCCCUCCAUGCCCAGUUCCUGGGUGGGACAAUGAUCAUUAUUAUUGGAGGCAUCAUUGUGGCAUCAGUUCUUGUUUUCAUUUUCAUCCUCCUGAUGAAGUAUAAAGUUUACGCCAACCACCACAAAAGUAAAAACACUAAAGUGAGCAACGUCUGUUCUCAGACCAAUGGCAGUCAAAGGGGCUCCCUGGCUCAUUCCAGCUCCAAACUGGCUGAGGGGCACCUCUGUCUACCCCAGGAAUGCUCAGGAAUGCCCGUCAAGGGCAAAGCAGUGAGAGAGCAAGACGGUGAAAGAGCAGCACCCACAGUCACUUUACGAAACGAAGCCUUGUUCCAGUAGCCCCCUUGCUGCUGGCUACUGAUGGCAGCGUUGUGCAGAACAACUCACCUGGUGGUAUUUUAUGCUUCACUACUAUUGUCUAUUUUUAAGAUCAGAUGGUUUAAAAAUAUUUUUUUAAUCUGUAAAUGUUCUUGCAUUCUUACCUAUUUUUGUUGCACUAUAUUAAAGUGUGUGAUUUCCAA